Messenger RNA from Drosophila obscura, 1556 nucleotides. It is a transcript of the gene mab-21, whose product is annotated as protein mab-21. Lineage: Eukaryota; Metazoa; Arthropoda; Insecta; Diptera; Drosophilidae. Bases 433 to 1530 code for a protein of 365 amino acids. The record is from RefSeq and is a predicted model, not a curated record. The transcript has 2 exons.
AUCUCAGAAAUUUUUCGGCCGCGGACAAGGAAGCACAGAAAUAUGUCGAAUAUUUUUCUAAAUUCUGAAAAUUAGUUCCAAUUAAUCCAAUCAACAUACAAAUAACUAAACUAGGAACUAAAGUUGAUAAUAGACCUACCGCUAUUUUGUAUAAUCGGCUAACUCGCUCGUCCGCGGCCCCACGACACGACUGUCUGUUCUUUUUUGUGUGUGACUGAGUGACUGUGUGCCAGUGCCUCUUACAUAUAUGUAUAGUGUAUAUAACCGAAUCCAGUGAUUAUCCCAGAUAAUGCACCAAUUGUUCAGAGAAUAACUCCAAGGAGACACAUAAAUACAUUCACAGGCAGCCAGUGGAGCGGAGAGGAGGACCUGCUACGGCUGUAUUCAAUAGCCACGAGCACGACGACGUCUGCACCGGGGGCCGCCGCCAUUAUGCUGGUGCCGUCGGACAUGAUCGCGGCACAAUCCAAAAUGGUUUAUCAGAUGAACAAAUACUGUGCGGACAGGGUGCAGGUGCGGAAGGCGCAGAUCCACAAACAGAUCCAGGAGGUGUGCCGCAUCGUUCAGGAUGUGCUCAAGGAGGUGGAGGUGCAGGAGCCGCGCUUCAUAUCCUCCCUGAACGACUACAACGGUCGCUUCGAGGGCCUCGAGGUCAUCUCGCCCACGGAAUUCGAGAUCAUCAUCUACCUCAACCAGAUGGGGGUCCUCAACUUUGUGGACGACGGCACCCUGCCCGGCUGUGCGGUGCUGAAGCUAAGCGACGGCCGCAAGCGCUCCAUGUCGCUGUGGGUGGAGUUCAUCACCGCCUCCGGCUAUCUGUCGGCCCGAAAGAUACGCUCCCGCUUCCAGACGCUGGUGGCGCAGGCCUGCGACAAGUGUGCCUACCGCGACAUUGUCAAAAUGAUCGCCGACACCACGGAGGUGAAGCUGAGGAUCAGGGAGCGCAUCAUUGUCCAGAUAACGCCCGCCUUUAAGUGCGCCGGCCUCUGGCCGCGCUCCGCCUCCCACUGGCCACUGCCGGGCAUACCCUGGCCACAUCCCAAUAUCGUUGCAGAGGUUAAGACUGAGGGCUUCGACAUGCUCUCCAAGGAGUGCAUCGCCCUCCAGGGCAAGAACUCUGCCAUGGAGGGCGACGCCUGGGUGCUGAGCUUCACCGACGCCGAGAAUCGUCUCCUGCAAGGGGCCAGUCGGCGUCGCUGCUUGAGCAUACUGAAGACGCUGCGAGACCGUCAUCUGGACUUGCCCGGCAAUCCGGUGACAUCGUAUCAUCUGAAGACGCUGCUGCUGUACGAGUGCGAGAAGCAUCCCCGGGAGAUGGAGUGGGAGGAGAACUGCAUCGCCGAUCGCAUCAAUGGCAUCUUCCUGCAGCUGAUCUCGUGCCUGCAGUGCCGUCGCUGUCCGCACUAUUUCCUGCCCAAUAUGGAUCUGUUCAAGGGCAAGUCGCCCGGUGCCCUGGAGAACGCCGCCAAGCAGGUCUGGCGUCUUACGCGCAUCAUGCUGACCAAUGUCCGAUGCCUGGAGGAGCUGUAGAUCUGUACACACACACACACACACAC